AUGGCAAGGAGUGGUACAUUGGAAAGUUAUGAAUAUGCAAGCAUCAUCACCAUGUCUGCACGGAUGGUGCCCCAGACAUUUCCUGGGCUGGGCUCGUCAAGCUGGGUACUUGAGAUGCGCAUCGCAACCUCGAUGGGACAGGGGUGUAGACCCUUCCCGGCCACCGUCGGCAAGCCGUCAAAAAUUCCAAGUCAGCAAUUGCACACGAGCAUGCAGGCGGCAUCAGAAACAUGUGUUGAUCCUGAGCGGGAAGUCCUGGUGUCAGGCUUGUCAGCAUGCACUAAUCCAAGGGGCCAGCCGGGGUCAUCGUUCCCCCUCCCCCAAGAGGGGCCCCGCGCUCAUCCCCAGCAGGACCUGCACCGCGGCAUCAUACACGGGUCUGAAGGCGUGCUCCCGGUCCUUGCUACACGGGUCCCCGCAGUUGGUGCUCAUGGUGUUGAGGUCCAGCAGGCGCCAGGACCGCAGCGUCCGGCUCAUCAGCACCUCGUUGUACCGCAGCCCCAAGGGCUUGAUGACCGCCCACUCAUCCGUGGUGAGGCGAUCCUGGACGCUGUGGGGGCAGCUGACCACGAUGGGUCGAAGGCCGUCGGCCGCGAGGAUCUGCAGGGAGCACGGGGGGGAGGGGGUGGGGUGGGGUUACUCACCAGGAGGCUCACCAAUGAUGACUGGUGUGGGGUGGCAUCGACGCGGUACAGCCCCCAUGUUCCUCCCACAUGGGAAGCAUCGUCCACGGGGGGGCUUGCCACAGCCCAACGAGGAGCUUGA
This is a messenger RNA of Auxenochlorella protothecoides, 765 nucleotides long. RefSeq lists its product as hypothetical. The record is from RefSeq and is a predicted model, not a curated record. The transcript has a single exon. Bases 1 to 765 code for a protein of 254 amino acids. Lineage: Eukaryota; Viridiplantae; Chlorophyta; Trebouxiophyceae; Chlorellales; Chlorellaceae.